Andrographis paniculata is the source of this 252-nucleotide messenger RNA. RefSeq lists its product as uncharacterized. NCBI's taxonomy places the organism in Eukaryota, Viridiplantae, Streptophyta, Magnoliopsida, Lamiales, Acanthaceae. The annotation marks the transcript as partial. The transcript has a single exon. The record is from RefSeq and is a predicted model, not a curated record.
AUGAUUUAUGUUGUCAAAUGUCUUGCUAAAUAUAAUUUAGUUUUUCGAGGAUCAAAUGCAAAAAUUUAUCAAAACGGCAAUGGCAAUUUUUUAGAAUUGAUUGAAAUGAUUGCUGAAUUUGAUUUAGUAAUGCUAGAUCAUGUUAGACGGAUUCAAGAUCAAGACAUUCAUUAUCAUUAUCUCGAUCUUAAAAUUCAAAAUGAGUUAACUUUAUUAUUGGCUAUUGGUAUUAAAAAUUCAAUUAUAAAAACU